Punica granatum (pomegranate) is the source of this 2289-nucleotide messenger RNA. The record is from RefSeq and is a predicted model, not a curated record. Lineage: Eukaryota; Viridiplantae; Streptophyta; Magnoliopsida; Myrtales; Lythraceae.
GCACCCACUGGCAGGACUCCACCGACCCUCUCUACGGUAGAGCUCCCUUGCCGACUCUCCCUCCGGCCCCCUCGCUCGGCAGAAGCUACACCCCCCCACCCCCCCCCCCCCCCCCCCCCCCCCCCCCCCCCCCCCCCCCAACCCCCAGCGCCCCUCUCACGCGGACCUUCCGAGUUUUUCCGCUGCCUAGACCAGAGCUGAAUUGAUAUGGGGGCUUCUGCAAAUUGUUUCUAGGAUUGCAACCAUCAGAUAUCCAACGAAACAAUAGCGGAAAGACAUGCAGCAUAAUCUUCAACCAGGGCUGGCUGCGGAAACUGGUCUUGAGAUUCCUCGGAAUACAAGGAUGCAGGUGACAGGAAAGAACCCCAUUCCUCUUGGUGACUCUCAGUACUUUAAGUUACAGAGAAUGAGCAGCCAACAAGCAGUGCGCCCUGUGCAAACAACUACUACUAAAUUCCCAUUUGCUAAGCUGUUCCCUUUCAUUUUGCCACAACUCGAUAAAGAUAGAGCGAUGCAACUUGAGGCUCUAUAUGAAAAGCUAAAAAAAAAUGAGAUUGCCAGAGAUCAAUUUGUCCGGAUGAUGGGAGGUCUUGUCGGAAAUGAGAUGCUGAAAUUGGCAGCAGCAAAACUUAGUGCACAGCCAGGGGUUCACAGGUCGGAAAUCCAGGUCCAGAUAUCAAUACCGAAGGACCAUACUGGACGAGUAGUUGGAUUGCCAAUUGAACCUCAAACUGUGAAUCUGCUCCACCAGAAAAGUAGUGCUGAAGAAAAUAAGUCUAGUCACUUAUCAAAAGAAAGCGAAGAAAAUAAGUCUAGUCCAUCUUUAUCAGUACCGGUGCACCCCUAUAAGGAGAGAAAUGCUCCAAUUACUCGAGAUACAGGGCGUUCUGUCAGUAUUCAGCUGAGCUCGCAGAUGACAUCCUCACCAGCUGCAAUGAAUGGAAGCUCACUUACAAAAAAGCCUUAUUUUGGCCAGAAUAAGCCACUUGAGAUGCCUGAUACUUCUCUUCAACCUUUGAGUAAGAAGCAGAAAAUAUCCGGGCCCAUUGAGGAUCUAAGCAUCGAAGAGCUCAAUGAUGUCACUGCCGUUAGUGGGGUAAAUCUUAGGGAAGAAGCAGAACAGCUGCUUCCCAGGCCUAGAGAAGACUCUCAAGUGUCAGAGGGAUCCCUCAGGGCGGUAAGGGAAGAGAAGGAAAAGCUACUUUUGGAGAAGGUUCCCCUUCAGAAAAAGUUGGCAGAGAUCAUGGCCAAAUGUGGUAUGAAGAAUGUUAGCAAGGAUGUGGAACGGUGUUUAUCACUAAGUGUGGAGGAAAGGAUGCGAGAAUUUCUAUGCAAUUUAAUCAGAUAUUCAAAGCAGAGGGUUGAUGUCGAGAAGCACAACCGCAAAAUAGUCAUCACUUCCGAUAUACACCAGCACCUGAUGAUAUUGAAUCGUCGGGCCAAGGAGGAACUCGAGAAGAAAGAGGCUGAGGCUGAAAAACAACGGAAACUUAGCGAGCCAGAGAGCAAUUCUGGGCUGGAUGGUAAAAAAGAGAAGGAUGAAAGUCGAGGGAAAUCCCGUAAGGUGAAUAAACAAGAAGAUGAUAAGAUGAGGACAACAGCUGCAAAUUUUGCUGCCCGAGCUGCUGUUGGAGGAGAUGACCUCCUGUCAAAGUGGCAACUCAUGGCUGAACAGGCCCAGCAGAGGCGUGAAGGAGUAUCGCAGUUCAGCGGCAAGUCUAGCUUGACUUUUGGGCGAAUCACAGCGGACAGUCGAGGCUCUGAAAGAGGACAUGCAUCUCUCAUUGCUUCAGGAGCUGUGAGGAAACAAGGGAAGAACCAGACUGCAGCCCCUCAACAAGGGGUAUCUCGUUCUAUCUCGAUCAAGGACGUGAUUUCAGUCCUCGAGCGGGAACCUCAGAUGUCAAAGUCGACUCUGAUGUACAAACUGUAUAACAGAACUCCUUCCAAUCCAGCGAGGGAUAGCUGAACUGUGAUUGAUCUAAAUUCAUGUCCUUUUUCUGCUUGCGGGAAAUGGGCAAUGCAAACAUUUUUGGUAGUAUAUAAGGUGUAAAUACGAGGCUUCUCUGCCGAAGUUUUGAUUUGCACUGCUGCUUCUUUUCCUCAGGAGAAACAGUGUCUAGUAGCAUUUUUGUGCUUUCUACAUUGGCAAAUUCAGUGUAUGACUAGUCUUCUUUUUAGCCCGUUGGGGUGGCCUUCUCUUUUUACAUAUUCAGGUUAACAUUUUGUAAAGGGAAUAAAUAUAUUUAUAAAUUUAAAGGGAAUGACGACUAGUAAUUUAUUUGUUGA